AUGGGUCGGCAAGUGGGACAUCAACCGCUGGCCUGCGCUUUGAUAUGCAUGCUUUGCAUCAGGGAGGUCGCGGCAGCCCGAGAUUCAUUCAAUGCGCAGCAGAUGGCAGCCUAUGUCGGCAGCACGUUGAGGGCCGCCGAUGCACACAAAGAGUGGCGCUCGGCCGUGGCAGACGCUGGGGAGUUUUCCAUAAAGACCAUGUGGUCUCUGGGGGAGUCGGAUUCUUUGCGCUGGGCGGAGGCAAACAUCACUUUCCGUUUCGCCGGCGGCUCGCAUCCAACGCAUGUGGAGGUAGCAGGGCUGGACACGGUGUAUCGGAUCAUGCCGGACGCAGUUGUCGGUAACCAGGAGAUUGACGGAAUGGCAGUGAUGGCCAUCGCUGGCUGGCAAGCCUACGACAUCAGUGCCCACAAGUGGGGGGCGAGUGAAUACUCCAAGAAACGAGCUCUGUUCUUCCGCACGGAGAUGAAUCCCUCCGUCGGGUUGACCAAAAAAACUUGGGGAGGCUGGGGACACAUUGCCGGCCUCCGGGUUUAUCAGCGUGCAAAAGCGAAGGAGAACGGUGAUGAGAGAAUGUAUUACAUCAAUGAACAUGGUAAGAUGAAGUCCAUUGACGAGGACGAUGUGACGCAGCAUCCGGCGGAACACGAGCAGCUUGGCCUCUAUAUGUCAGGCUCCGAGAGAGGUGUCUUCAACCGCCCCGACAAAGAAUUGAUGGCUAUGGUGGACGGCAUGUUGGGAGAGACCUCAUGCUUGGGGAAUCCCAGCUGUGCCUUUCGCUGCUUCUAUGACUCUGAGAAGGAUGUUUGCGGGCCGGUGGCCUUCUGCGAGAAGGUUGAAGAGGAUGCAGCCGCAGAUGUGCUCGCGCCCUUUGGAGGAGAACAGAAGUGUCGGGCUGUCGGAGGUGAGACACACGAAGAAGCGGACAAAGUGCUGGCCAGCACGACCUUAUCGAAGCUGAAGGAAAUGGCUCUGGACGUCGCCGAACAAAUGAGCGAGAGCGAGGCGAUUUCUUGGUCGAGCAGUGGCCGAAGCUCUUUGAAGACCUCCGUCAGCUUGUGGCUCCAGGCCGCGGACCUCCUCAACCUCUUGGAGACGCUGCCCUUGCGACUGGGUAAGAAGGCCGGGGACUUUGAGUUGGCCGCCCGGCGUGCAGCAGAAACAGACCUGAAGCAUUGGCGUCGCCGCCCCGAUCCGCUUACCAGAGCCGAAUAUGAGGCUGCUGCGAAGGCUCCCCUGUCUUUCGUCAAGGCUUCGCGGUACUUCUCCGUUGCAGCGAAGUUGCACAGUGAGCUGGUUUCCUUCGUUGUGAAGCGGCCUUCGCUGCUGAUGCAUUACACGAAGAGUGAGUCCGACGGCAAGUGCAUUCUUUCGGACAAGACCGCAUCGGACCGGGCGCAGGUCACCACCUUCGUGAACUACUUCAUGAAAGUGCCCGGCUACAAUGCUGAUGAUCUUCAGUCGGUUCGACUGGACUUGCCAGAGCAUUGCCAAGACUUCCUCGCUGGCAUGGACAAGCUCGAUGUGGAGAAAAACGCCCAAGAUGCUUCGGAAGGAGAGAAGCUGCUGUCCUCCGGAGCGAGUUUCGGGGAACUGCGAUCCGAGCGCCUCUCCGGCGCCAUCCGCCACGCCGACACGGAAGCAGCGGGGGCGGAUGCGGGCGCGGAUGCGGGCACGGCGGGAAGCUCCGCUUUCCAAAGCUCCUCGGAGGAUUUCGCUGGCACUGAGGCGGAGGCCCAGCAAAAGUUCGUGAUCAUCGCCUCGAUCAUCGUCGGCCUGGUUUGUCUCGUGGUCGCUGGAACUUUCGCGAUUGCUGGCUUGGCCAACUGGAACCGCUGCCUCAACAAGACAGGGGCUCCAGGUGGGGAGCAUUGCCUGGCCGCUCUCGUUUGUACUGCCCUGGGACUUCUGGUGAUAUGCGGAGCUUUCGCGAUGUCGCUGGCAGUUGGCGUGGCGGUGCUGGCCGGCGUGCUAUUCCUGCUGCAUGCUGUGCGGCACUACUUCUUGCAGACUGGGCAGAGUGAGAUCCAAAAGCCAGUCCUGGCACACAGCGCAACAAGCACAACUGGCAUGCGCUCGUGA
Molecule: messenger RNA, 2082 nt
Organism: Symbiodinium sp. CCMP2592
Lineage: Eukaryota; Dinophyceae; Suessiales; Symbiodiniaceae
Source: the annotation of a GenBank genome assembly